This is a messenger RNA of Pteronotus mesoamericanus, 651 nucleotides long. It is a transcript of the gene FGF17, whose product is annotated as fibroblast growth factor 17. The transcript is spliced from 5 exons. Gene Ontology annotation, biological process: positive regulation of protein phosphorylation; regulation of cell migration; positive regulation of cell population proliferation. NCBI's taxonomy places the organism in Eukaryota, Metazoa, Chordata, Mammalia, Chiroptera, Mormoopidae. The record is from RefSeq and is a predicted model, not a curated record. Gene Ontology annotation, molecular function: growth factor activity; fibroblast growth factor receptor binding. Gene Ontology annotation, cellular component: cytoplasm. Bases 1 to 651 code for a protein of 216 amino acids.
AUGGAAGCCGCCCGCCUGCUGCCCAACUUCGCUCUGUGUCUGCAGCUACUCAUUCUCUGCUGUCAAACUCAGGGGGAGAAUCACCCGUCUCCUAAUUUUAACCAGUACGUGAGGGACCAGGGCGCCAUGACCGACCAGCUGAGCAGGCGGCAGAUCCGUGAGUACCAGCUCUACAGCCGGACCAGCGGCAAGCACGUGCAGGUCACUGGGCGUCGUAUCUCCGCCACCGCUGAGGACGGCAACAAGUUCGCCAAGCUCAUCGUGGAGACAGACACCUUUGGGAGCCGGGUGCGCAUCAAGGGGGCUGAGAGCGAGAAAUACAUCUGCAUGAACAAGAGAGGCAAGCUCAUUGGGAAGCCCAGCGGUAAAAGCAAAGACUGCGUGUUCACGGAGAUUGUGCUGGAAAACAACUAUACGGCCUUCCAGAACGCCCGGCACGAGGGCUGGUUCAUGGCCUUCACACGGCAGGGCCGGCCCCGCCAGGCCUCCCGCAGCCGCCAGAACCAGCGCGAGGCUCACUUCAUCAAGCGCCUCUACGAGGGCCAGCUGCCCUUUCCCAACCAAGUGGAGAGGCAGAAGCAGUUCGAGUUUGUGGGCUCAGCCCCCACCCGCCGGACCAAGCGCACGCGGAGGCCACAGCCCCUGACGUAG